AUGAAGUUCAACACUGCCAAGUGCAAGGUCCUGCACCCAGGUCAGGCCAACAUUGAUACACACUGGGUGGUGCAUGGGUUGAGAGGAGCCCUGCAGAGAAGGACGCAGAGGAUACUGGUGGCUAAAGAACUGGAUAUGAGGCACCAAUGUGCGCAGAAGGCCAACCGUAUCCUGGCCUGCAGAAGAAUUGUGGCCAGCAGCACCGCUGAAGCAGGACAAGCCCGCAAAAAUACCGAGAGCGGUGCUGGAAGCAGCGAGCAUCCGCGCUGGGAUGCCCCGGGUGGAACGUGCUUCUCGGAUGCUCGCUGCUUCCAGCACCGCUCUCGGUAUUUUUGCGGGCUUGUCCUGCUUCAGCGGUGCUGUAGCCGCCAGAGGCGGAUUAAACUACCCAUGAGCUCUUCGUCCUUCAGGGAACAACCCAUCUUCAGCACCCGAGCUCACGUCUUCCAGAUUGACCCAAACACUAAGAAGAACUGGGUUCCCACCAGCAAGCAUGCUGUUACUGUGUCCUAUUUCUAUGACAGCACAAGAAAUGUCUACAGGAUAAUCAGUCUGGAUGGCUCAAAGGCAAUAAUAAAUAGCACUAUCACCCCCAACAUGACAUUUACUAAAACAUCCCAGAAGUUUGGCCAGUGGGCAGACAGCAGGGCAAACACAGUCUAUGGCUUGGGAUUUUCAUCUGAACAUCACCUUUCAAAAUUCGCUGAAAAAUUUCAGGAAUUCAAAGAAGCUGCACGACUAGCAAAGGAAAAAUCCCAAGAAAAGAUGGAGCUAACAAGUACACCCUCUCAAGAAUCAGCUGGAGGGGAUAUUCAGUCUCCUUUAACGCCGGAAAGUAUUAACGGGACAGAUGACGAGAGAGCAACGCCAGAAGUGACGCAGAACUCAGAAUCAAGGGCUGAACCAACCCAGAACGCAUUGCCAUUUACCCAUAGUUCGACAAUCAGCAAGCAUUGGGAGGCAGAACUGGCCACGCUCAAGGGUAAUAAUGCUAAGCUCACAGCAGCACUGCUGGAGUCCACUGCCAACGUAAAACAAUGGAAACAACAACUUGCUGCGUAUCAGGAGGAAGCAGAACGUCUUCAUAAGCGGGUGACUGAGCUAGAGUGUGUGAGCAGUCAAGCCAAUGCAGUCCACACACAUAAAACAGAAUUAAACCAGACAAUACAGGAGUUAGAGUCUACGCUGAAGAAAAAAGAAGAGGAAAUAGAAGGACUGAAACAAGAAAUCGACAAUGCUAGAGAGCUCCAGGCACAGAGGGAUUCUCUGACCCAGAAGUUACAGGAAGUAGAAAUUCGAAACAAAGACCUGGAAGGCCAGCUGUCUGAUCUAGAGCAACGUCUGGAGAAAAGUCAGAAUGAGCAAGAAGCCUUUCGCAAUAACUUGAAGACACUUUUAGAAAUUCUUGAUGGAAAAAUAUUUGAACUAACAGAGUUACGAGAUAACUUGGCCAAGCUAAUAGAAUGCAGCUAAAAAAAUGGGAUUUCAGUGCCAAUCAGCUUAAAGAUGCACUGUCUCUCUUCAUAGGACUGUGUUGGGCUCUGCAUCAAAGUUGCACAAAAUUAGAAAAUGCUCCUCUGAGAGGGCGUGUUUUAAAUUUGAGUCAUAUUGCAAUGUAAAAUUUAGAACUCAGCUUGUAGCUAUUUGAAGAAAAAAACAACAAUCAAAAAAACUUGAAUUACAAAUUACCUCCUUGUACAUUAUUGGCCAUAGAUAACUUGAAAGAUAUUAACAGUAAUUGAAUGCAAUCCUUUUCUAAUAAUCAGUGAUGGGAGAAUUUACAGCAGUGUCCCAGGUCAUAUCCCCCUUUUGCAAUAGACACAGUAUAGGUUAUCUGCUGUUUUAUUUAUUUAAGAUAUUUAAUUGCUAUAUUUUGUGCAAAAACUUAGUGAUGACAGCCCUGUAUUUUGUUGUUUUUAAUAAUUUCUCAGGAUACUUUGCACUGUGGAGAAGCAGUGCCAUUACCAAUUUAUUCUUUCCAGGAGUGAGAGAGAGUUGCAUCUUUAAUUGAAACAAAGUUACUAUAACUGCUUGUAUAAAGUUCUUCCUUUUGGGGAUUUUUUGGUUGGUUGUUUGGUUGGUUUUUUGUUUUUUAUAUAUAUAUAUAUAUAUAUACUGGAAGAUACCGUAUUUCUUCAUGGAGCUUACUCUGGUGUUCUACAAUAUUGUCCAAUGUAAGGUUUACUUUUUCAUAUGGAUUCCAUGUAAUUACCAUGAGAUACUAUCUUCCACUUAACUGCAUUUUGAAGCCAACCA
Opisthocomus hoazin is the source of this 2256-nucleotide messenger RNA. The record is from RefSeq and is a predicted model, not a curated record. NCBI's taxonomy places the organism in Eukaryota, Metazoa, Chordata, Aves, Opisthocomiformes, Opisthocomidae.